AUGUUUCAUAGUGACGGUGCUGACAAGAAAGAGUCCGGCCCCAUCGGACAGGGUGUAUCGGCCAGCGGAGGCAAUUCUGACCGUAGCAGCCGCAAAAUCGACUGCAUCAUCUGCUUUUCCAGCUACAACCUCACAAACCGCCUGCCGCGCAGGUUAUACUGCGGGCACAGCUUCUGCCAGACAUGCAUCAGGAGACUCGACUCGGUCACCAACGAACAAAGAUGGAUUCCGUGCCCCCAGUGCCGGCAGAAUACCCCCACACCGCGAGGAGGGGUGGCCAUGCUGGACCUGGACCUCACCGCGUUUUUGGCAGUGAAAUCCGAGAAGGACGCGCCGCGGUCAGCCGGUAAGACGAUGGACACUGACUCUGAGCUCAAACUGUUUGCCAAGAACAUGCCAAUCAGUAGCCAGCCCCUAGGCGCAUGCCAGGAGCCCAUCUCCGAGCCGCGCUUCCCGCGGAGAAUCUGCUGCAAAAACUGCUUCUGUUGUUGUUGCAGCGACUGUGUUUAA
Molecule: messenger RNA, 510 nt
Organism: Spea bombifrons (plains spadefoot toad)
Lineage: Eukaryota; Metazoa; Chordata; Amphibia; Anura; Pelobatidae
Gene: RNF224
Product: ring finger protein 224
Exons: 1
Coding region: 1-510 (169 amino acids)
Source: RefSeq, a predicted model, not a curated record